This is a messenger RNA of Ictalurus furcatus (blue catfish), 5792 nucleotides long. It is a transcript of the gene atp2c1, whose product is annotated as ATPase secretory pathway Ca2+ transporting 1. Gene Ontology annotation, biological process: intracellular calcium ion homeostasis; manganese ion transport; calcium ion transmembrane transport. Gene Ontology annotation, cellular component: Golgi membrane; plasma membrane; endoplasmic reticulum. Lineage: Eukaryota; Metazoa; Chordata; Actinopteri; Siluriformes; Ictaluridae. Gene Ontology annotation, molecular function: P-type calcium transporter activity; ATP binding; ATP hydrolysis activity. The record is from RefSeq and is a predicted model, not a curated record. The transcript is spliced from 27 exons. Bases 482 to 3226 code for a protein of 914 amino acids.
AGAGGUGAGUGAGUGAGCGAGCAGGUCGAUGUUAUCUCUCAGGUAAUCUGACAGGUGUGGCUUUUCACUGGAAGUAUUUGUCAGUCACGUCUCGGCACUGUUCUUUCUGCUGCUCCUGUUUGCUUUGGGUUUGAGCUUCGCCUCUCCCACUUCACAAAACCACACACACACACUUUUCUUCCUCUCGCUCUCACACGCUCAAACACACUCACACACUCGCACUCUCAGGAUGUUUCUCCGGAGUCAGUCCAGUGGUUUACUUCAGAGGCUCACUGGUAGAACAUUUCAGUUUUAUUUUCACCUCACUCUGAACACCACUUCACUGUGAGACUUCACCUCUCUCUCGCUCUCACUCGGACACUCACACUCACACACACACACACACACAUUCCUCACAGGAGAACGACACAUUUUCUCCUUUUUUUCCUUUUUUUCCAUCCCUGGUGUUCAGAGGCUCCUCGGGCCAGUCGGAGACGCGAUCAUGCUUGCCGAGAGUCAAUCCCAGAGUGAAGAUGAGACCAUGGUCCCGGUACUAACAUCCAAAAGAGCCAGUGAACUUCCUGUCAACGAAGUGGUGUGUGUGCUGCAGGCUGACCUGCAGUUUGGUCUCUCUGAUGCGGAGGUGAGCAGGAGGAGAGUGUAUCACGGCUGGAACGAGUUCGACAUCAGCGAGGACGAGCCGCUCUGGAAGAAAUACCUGUCUCAGUUUAAAGAUCCUCUCAUCAUGUUACUCCUGGCGUCGGCGGUGAUCAGCGUAGUGAUGCGUCAGUUUGAUGACGCCGUCAGCAUCACCGUGGCCAUCAUCAUUGUGGUCACUGUGGCGUUCGUACAGGAGUACCGCUCGGAGAAAUCCCUGGAGGAGUUGGGGAAACUGGUGCCUCCUGAAUGUCACUGUGUGAGAGAGGGCCGUCUGGAUCACAUGCUGGCGAGGGAACUAGUACCUGGAGACACAGUUUGCCUCUCUGUGGGCGAGAGAGUCCCGGCUGACCUCCGCCUUUUCGAGUCAGUAGAUCUGAGUGUAGAUGAGUCCAGUCUAACAGGUGAGACCACGCCCUGCUCUAAGACGGUCGCCCCUCAGCCGGUCAGCGGAGACCUCACGUCCCGUAGCAACAUUGCCUUCAUGGGGACUCUGGUGUGCUCCGGCAAGGCCAAGGGCAUCGUCAUAGGUACGGGAGAGAGCUCCGAAUUCGGAGAAGUCAUCAAAAUGAUGCAAGCGGAAGAGUCUCCUAAAACUCCGCUCCAGAAGAGCAUGGAUGUUCUCGGGAAGCAGCUGUCGCUCUACUCCUUCUGCAUCAUAGGUGUCAUCAUGAUGGUGGGAUGGCUGCAGGGGAAAAACCUCCUGGACAUGUUCACUAUAGGAGUCAGCUUGGCGGUAGCUGCCAUCCCAGAAGGCCUGCCCAUCGUGGUGACGGUCACACUCGCCCUGGGAGUGAUGAGGAUGGUGAAAAAGAGAGCCAUCGUCAAGAAGCUGCCCAUAGUCGAGACACUGGGCUGCUGUAACGUGAUCUGCUCGGAUAAGACGGGGACUCUGACGAAGAACGAGAUGACGGUCACUCAGGUCUUCAGCUCUGAUGGACAGCGUGCUGAGGUGACAGGUGUGGGUUAUAACGGAGCUGGUGAGGUGCUGAUUGACGGGAAGGUGGUUCACGGCUUCGCCAACAUCUCCAUCAGUAAACUCGUGGAGGCUGGCUGUGUGUGUAACGACGCUGUAAUUAGGAACAACACGCUGAUGGGUCGACCCACAGAGGGCGCUCUCAUCGCUCUGGCCAUGAAGGUGGGACUGGAAAGCAUCCAGCAGGAGUUUGUGCGUCUGGAAGAGCUCCCGUUCUCCUCGGAGCAGAAGUGGAUGGCAGUUCGCUGCGUCCAUCGCACUCAGCAGGACAAACCCGGGGUGUUUUUCGUGAAAGGAGCCUUCGAGAAAGUCAUCCAGUUGUGUAAGACCUACAACAGUAAAGGUGCAUCACUGCCUCUGAGUAACCAGCAGAGGGCGCUGUACCAGCAGGAGAAGACCUACAUGGGCAGUGCGGGUCUCAGAGUUCUUGCCUUCGCCUCAGGAGCUGAAAUGGGUUCUCUGACGUUCCUCGGCCUGGUCGGCAUCAUCGAUCCUCCGAGGUCCGGCGUUAAGGAAGCCGUGUCGACGCUGAUCAGCUCCGGAGUGUCCAUCAAGAUGAUCACCGGAGACGCUCAGGAGACGGCCGUGGCUAUCGCAAAUCGUCUGGGUCUGUACGCCAAAGACGCUCAGUGUUUGUCCGGAGACGAGGUGGAUCUCAUGGACAUUCAGGAUCUCUCGCAGAUCGUCUCCAGGACGGUGGUCUUUUACAGAGCCAGUCCCAGACACAAACUGAAAAUAGUCAAGUCGCUGCAGAACAUCGGCGCCGUGGUGGCGAUGACGGGCGACGGCGUGAACGACGCCGUGGCUCUGAAAGCGGCCGACAUCGGCGUGGCCAUGGGUCAGUCCGGCACGGACGUGUGUAAGGAGGCGGCAGACAUGAUCCUGGUGGACGACGACUUCCAGACCAUCAUGUCAGCCAUCGAGGAGGGAAAGGGCAUUUACAACAACAUCAAGAACUUUGUGCGCUUUCAGCUCAGCACGAGUAUCGCGGCUCUCACACUCAUCUCUCUGGCCACGCUGAUGAAUUUCCCAAACCCUCUGAACGCCAUGCAGAUCCUCUGGAUCAACAUCAUCAUGGACGGACCUCCAGCCCAGAGUUUGGGUGUUGAGCCUGUGGAUGGUGACGUGAUCCGUAAACCUCCACGAAACGUGCGAGACAGCAUCCUCACACGCAGCCUGAUCGCGAAGGUGCUCGUCUCGUCCUUCAUCAUCGUCUGCGGCACGCUCUUCGUCUUCUGGAGAGAGCUGCGGGACAAUGAGAUCACACCACGAGACACCACCAUGACCUUCACCUGCUUUGUCUUCUUCGACAUGUUCAACGCUCUCAGCUCUCGCUCACAGACCCGUAUGGUACAUGAGAUCGGGUUGUGUAGUAACAAGACGUUCUGCUUCGCUGUACUCGCCUCCAUCAUGGGCCAGCUGCUGGUCAUCUACUUCCCUCCACUGCAGAAAGUCUUUCAGACCGAGAGCCUCAGCAUUCUGGAUCUGCUCUUCCUGGUGUGCCUGACCUCCUCCGUGUGCUUCGUGUCCGAACUCAUAAAGAUGCUGGAGAGGUGGAGAGGAGGAGGAGAAAAAGCAGAAAAAGAGGAGUGCAACUCUUUCCAUGACGUAUGACGAACAUUGCAUCUGUGAGAGGAGCGGACGGCGUCGUCUUGUGGCGGGGGCGGGUUUUAUGAGGGAUUUUUUGGGGGGGGCGGUCUUUUGAAGGGGUUUGAGGGGGGGGUUUGGGUUUAUCGGAUUUGCACUGGCUCGUCCACGUCUAGGACGUCAUCACGGAGCAGAAGGAGAGGUUGAAGGUCAUGCUUUUUCGGGUUGGUUUCUCUGAGUCCACGGAGUGGAAGUGAGCGCUGAGGGAGAGCCGAACCCCGUCCUGGACCUCGGUGUGCUGCUUUAAGACUCCACUAUGACACUAUGAAGCGUAUUAAUCAGACGCUCCUGGUUAUAUACGCCUCCAGGUUUAAAAAAAAUUCCUCUCUCUCUGUCUUUCUCUCUCUUUCUCGUUCUCUCAAUCUCUCUUUCCUUCUCUCUCUCUCUCUCUGUCUCUCUCUCAGAUCCCUGAACUGUUGCUGGUUGUAGUUUUGUGGAACAAUUCGGCUAACGCCUCUUCGCAUCCUGGCAACUCGAGCUUGAAUGAACGUGUCAGCUAGGCAUGUGCCAGUAAUUGGUUUUAGGAUUUAGUUUUUCUUCAAAGUCUCUUCAAAAUGUGGUCCAUUCAGGCCGCCGACGGAACCGGUACGUAAACGCAUUAAUAUCGUAAACCGUGAUGAGUUACGCCGCCGUGGGGGUGUGACCGUAAUAUGGGCACAUGCCUAGUGUCAGCGUCUGAAAGAGAAACAAAUCCCACCACGCCAACCAAGAGCCACACAAGUUUCUUUAUUAUAAUAUUCUUAUAUAUCUAUAUAUCUAUAGAGAGAGAGAGAAUCUGACACCGCUGACCACUAUGUUAUUAUUUAAAAUGGUUUGAAUGAUGCUUUACACACACACCGGGCGAUUAGACAACGCUGUACGCGUUAUUAAUGCACUGUUCGACAGCGACAGGUGAAGGCGUGGUCAGCACUGACAUGAUGAAUGAUUUUUAUUCUUUUUUUCUUUUUUUAUAAACCUUCACAGUUUCUGGGAAACACGGAACACUUAAAGCACUAUGUUGUAAACGUUAUUCGCCAAAAAUGGAAUCCGCGCUGGACGUUUCCUUUACGUUUCUCAGACGUAGCGGGUCAGAGCCGACGUGUCCGCUUCUUUAGUAGCCGCUUCAUUAGAAUGAUGUAAUGUCUAUCGCAACCGAAAUCUUUUCUGUGAUGUGGUUUAAGACGUCCUCGUUAACCUCAGGAAAAAAAAGGAUUCUAAAAUGACGUCAUAUUAUUAUUAUUAUUAUUAUUAUUAUUAUUAUUAUUAUUAUUAUUAUUAUUAUUGUUCGAGUUUUGAUAUUAUUUUGAACACUGGAUGGUUACAGAGGAAUACUACCGGACAACAGAGUCACUUUCUGUGACUUAGCAGUUUGGUAUGACUCCUCCCCACCUCAUUGGCCCCGCCUCAUUGGCCCCGCCUCCAAAAACUGCAAUCGAGGUGGAAUUGAUGUUUGAAGGUGAACGUGUGUGAACACAGAUUUUCGCUGCUACUUUACAAAAUCGAUUAUUGAAAAAAUGACGUCACAGAGCGAGGAGGAAGAUCCUUUCGGUGAGAUAGACGUCCGUUACCGUUACGGUUCUCUACGUUACAUAAAGAAACGUCGGACACCAAACCGGUCUCGCUGCGUUUGGAGUAAAGGGGAACAGCACCGUGUACGCAGCAUCUUCUGGUGAAAAACGCAGUGGUUGUUUUUUCAGAUCUCGCAGUUCCUGUAGAUCAGAAGCUCUUGACGUUUCCUGUAGCGGUCGGCCGUGUGCAGUACUGUAGAGUUUACGUGUAGGGUGAGGAUCGUAUUCCAAGCCUUUUAUCGCUGUUGACAAUAUUAUCAGUAAUGUAUUUAAAAACGGUUACAUUAUUAUUAUUAUUAUUAUUAUUAUUAUUAUUAUUAUUAUUAUUUUAUUUAACAGAACAAAACCAAACAGCGGAAAUUGAAAAAGUUAAUUAAAUACAAUAAAUGCCAAACGAUAUAAAUUUUUUUUUUGCAAAUUAUGUAGCUACCAUUACUGAACCCACGGCAAUAAUAAUAAUAAUGAUGAUGAUAUAUGAUGAUGAUGAUGAUGAUGAUGAUGAUGAUGCUGAUGCUGAUGUUUGGGUUGCACAUGGCUCUGUUUGGUGUAAGGGAUUAUCGGCGAUGCCUAGCUGACCGCAGUGAGCCGACACUUCCCAGCUCCACACGCCUUUCUUCAUAUUGAGGAACGAUACACUGAAGUUUUGCAGUCCGUUACGUGGUUAUUUCUUUCCUCUUUACUGCAGCGUUUGUUUAAACGGCGCUUUGUUCUUAUGCUCCAGUCACUGAAGAACACGAGUGAGUUUUGUUUUGUCGGGUCGGUGUAUAUGUACGUCAUUUUCCCCCGAGGGUGAACGGGUCGCAAGCUGAAGUGGAAUUUGUGGGUUAUUAAUGAUUUUUCCUUCUUUCUUUUUUUUUCUUCCUUUUUUAAAAAAAUAAAUAUUGUAUUUAAUUUAUUUUCAGUCAUGCACAGUUGCAGUUCAUGGUCCGUGAUGGCUGUUUCAGAACGUGAUUGUACAUUAAAAUUUCUACAAAUCUUUAACAGAA